Apaloderma vittatum (bar-tailed trogon) is the source of this 454-nucleotide messenger RNA. Its product is annotated as ras-related protein Rab-23-like. The transcript is spliced from 3 exons. The annotation marks the transcript as partial. NCBI's taxonomy places the organism in Eukaryota, Metazoa, Chordata, Aves, Trogoniformes, Trogonidae. Gene Ontology annotation, molecular function: GTPase activity; GTP binding. The record is from RefSeq and is a predicted model, not a curated record.
GGGUCGACAGUUUCCUGAAUAGCCUAGAGAGUCACUUGGGCUGCAAAGAUGUUGGAAGAAGAUAUGGAGGUGGCCAUCAAGGUGGUGGUAGUAGGAAAUGGAGCUGUUGGAAAGUCCAGUAUGAUUCAGCGAUAUUGCAAGGGGAUUUUUACCAAAGACUACAAGAAAACUAUUGGUGUAGAUUUCCUGGAAAGACAAAUCCAAGUUAAUGAUGAAGAUGUCAGGCUAAUGUUAUGGGACACUGCGGGUCAAGAAGAAUUUGAUGCAAUAACUAAGGCCUACUAUAGAGCAUUGUGCAGUUUAGAUCUCUGCCUUCGAGAUAUUUUUACCGAAGAGUCUGCUGUGAAACAGGACGUUGUCAUCCUGCGGAUCUGCAUCAUAGACGGCGUGAUGGAUGUAUUAACAGUUCAAGCUAUUAGAUACAGGGACAGUUUUGCACUAAACUUUGACUCGG